Molecule: messenger RNA, 519 nt
Organism: Suillus paluster
Lineage: Eukaryota; Fungi; Basidiomycota; Agaricomycetes; Boletales; Suillaceae
Exons: 3
Coding region: 1-519 (172 amino acids)
Source: RefSeq, a predicted model, not a curated record
AUGAGUGGACUUGGAGACUCCGUGGUCUUAAAGCCUGCCAGCAACUUGCUUCAGCUUGUCAUGGAUUCACCUUGCAUAGCGCUGAAUGGUAACGAGUGGACUUGGAGACUCCAGUGUAAGGCUGGGGAGAAGUUCAAUCUCUCGUUUGCGAGUCUCACAAGUCGGGAGGCAUUGCAAUAUUUACGCGAUGUUCAGAAGAACGAUCUAGCUGGAUGGGCGAGGAUUGCUACUGCUCAGUACAAGACUGACAGCGUCGACCAGGCAACAGACUCCGAGUCAGAGGAUGAGGCCACUAAUGCUAUCGGAGUUGAAUCCCAGGGUGAACACGUCCGUUCUGACUGCCGUAUCAAUGCAGAUGGUGGACUUUCGUGUGCAAACCACUCCGAAGUCUAUGAUGUGGGUGACAUUGCUGCUGAAGAUGUGGAAGGUGGCUUGAACAGUGUUCUGAAGGUUGAGUAUGGGCGUGGAAAGUGUAGACACAUCGCAAAUUCAAUGUAUGAUGAUUUCUGGUCCUAUUAG